Messenger RNA from Artibeus jamaicensis (Jamaican fruit-eating bat), 3986 nucleotides. RefSeq names its product C-X-C motif chemokine receptor 1 (gene CXCR1). NCBI's taxonomy places the organism in Eukaryota, Metazoa, Chordata, Mammalia, Chiroptera, Phyllostomidae. The record is from RefSeq and is a predicted model, not a curated record. The coding region runs from base 46 to 1116 and encodes 356 amino acids. The transcript is spliced from 2 exons. Gene Ontology annotation, cellular component: membrane. Gene Ontology annotation, biological process: immune response; neutrophil chemotaxis; G protein-coupled receptor signaling pathway. Gene Ontology annotation, molecular function: interleukin-8 binding; C-X-C chemokine receptor activity.
GCCUCUGAGCUUCAGGCUCUUACGGUUGGUGCCUCAGGUCAAAUCAUGAGUUUCUUUGUGGACAGUUCAUUCUGGAAUGAUUCGGAUUGGUAUUCUGACUUUGAAAAUUUCACUGGCACACCACCCACAGAAAAAUCUUAUAGCCCCUGUCACCUGGACACUGAGAGCCUCAACAAGUACGCUGUGGUUGUCAUCUAUGCCCUGGUCUUCCUGCUGAGCCUGCUGGGAAACUCCCUGGUGAUGCUGGUCAUCUUACACAGCCGGGUCAGCCGCUCUGUUACUGAUGUCUACCUGCUGAACCUGGCCCUGGCUGACCUGCUCUUUGCCCUGACCUUGCCUAUCUGGGCUGCCUCUAAGGCAAAGGGCUGGAUCUUUGGCACACCGCUGUGCAAGGUGGUCUCACUCCUGAAGGAAGUCAACUUCUACAGUGGUAUUCUACUGCUGGCCUGUAUCAGCGUGGACCGCUACCUGGCCAUUGUGCAUGCCACACGCACACUGACUCAGAAGCGGCACUGGGUCAAGUUCAUAUGCUUAGGCAUCUGGACACUAUCUCUGAUCCUGUCCCUGCCCAUCUUCAUCUUCCGUGAGGCCUAUCAACCACCUUUUUCCAGCCCAGUCUGUUACGAGGAUUUGGGUGCCAACACAACAAAGUGGCGCAUGGUGAUGCGGAUCCUGCCCCAGACCUUUGGCUUCCUCUUGCCCCUGCUGGUCAUGCUGUUCUGCUAUGGGUUCACCCUGAGCACACUGUUUCAGGCCCACAUGGGACAGAAGCACCGGGCCAUGAGGGUCAUCUUUGCUGUCGUGCUUGUCUUCUUGUUCUGCUGGCUGCCUUACAAUCUGGUCCUGGUAGCAGACACCUUCAUGAGGCUUCGGGUCAUUGAGGAGACCUGUCAACGCCGAAAUGACAUUGGCCGAGCCCUGGAUGCCACCGAGAUUCUGGGCUUCUUCCACAGCUGUCUCAAUCCCCUCAUCUAUGUCUUCAUUGGCCAGAAGUUUCGCCAUGGACUCCUCAGGAUCAUGGCCACCCAUGGCCUGAUCAGCAAGGAAUUCCUGGCCAAGGAGGGCAAGCCUUCCUUUGUUGGCUCUUCCUCAAGGAACACUUCUACCACCAUCUAAGACCCCCACCCCUGUUGCAGCCCCACAGGGCUCCUUCCCUCCUGCCAGCACCCAAGACUCAUGUCUAUGGGCUAGUCACAGUCUCUGUGUCAGGACAGCCCCCCACUGAGGUCACAGGAAGUUGCUGAGGCCUCAACCUCACCAGGCCCCAUUGUAUGGCUGAGAAAGCCUGCCUUGAAGCCUCACCCCUCACUGUAAUUACUAUGUCAUCUGUGAGAGCUCUGUGCAUUCUACCACUGAGCCCAUAGCACUCUGUCCUCAGAGACAUUUCAAAGAUACGCUUUAUAGUGAGUUCGAAAAGUUCCCAGCCUUGGGAGCUAUCAGUGGCAAACCCCACAGUUGCUUCCCUAACUCUCCCUUUCCUUGCUUGCUGGCCAAGUCUGCUUCCCUUGAGAGAGGCUGAAAAUGAUAUAUACCUCCACAAUUUCUUUAAGCCAGGAGUGGCCAUAUUUUCCAGUCUGACUAGGAAGACUUACAGGCAAGUCUGUGCUGGUAAAUCAGUCCCCUAGAGAAACAAAAGUCCUGCCUUGUAGCAUUUGCCAAGUUCUGUGUUAUAACUGCUCCCACCAUGGCAAUUUCAACGGUGGUGGUGUUUAGCAACCAGCUCACAAAAUUCUGGAAAACAUAGUAAUCUGCAUUGAGCAAAACAUUGCUUAAGAGGAAGUCUGGGGCCAGGGGACUUGUGGAAGAUACUCCUGAUUGAAAAAAAAGAGAGAGAUAUACCUUCUUGGAUCUUGCCUUUGAAUGUGGUUAUAGUAUAUGAUCUGCGGUAUAGUAUAUGACGUGGGGCACCAUUUUUGUGACUAUGAGGCAAAAAGCCUAAUACAUUUAGGCUGAUGGAGACAAAGGAUAAAAAGAAACUGAGAAUAAAGAGCCCAGAAAUAAACCUAAGCAUAAAUUGUCAAAUGAUUUUCAACAAUGGUGCCAAGACUAUUCAAUGGGGAAGGUUCAACAAAUGAUGCUGAGAAAAUUGGAAAUCCACAUGCAUAAAAAUGAAAUUGGUCCUGGCUGGUGUGGCUCAGUGGAUUGAGUGCCAGCCUGAGAACCAAGGGGUCGCUGAUUCAAUUUCCAGUCAGGGCACAUGCCUGGGUUGCAGUUCAGGCCCCCAGUAGGGGGCACGUGAGAAGCAACCACACAUUGAUGUUUCUCUCCCAGUCUUUCUCCUUCCCAUCCCGUCUGUUUAAAAAUUUUUUUUUCGACCUUUUACCUUAUACUAUGCACAAAAAUUAACCCAAAAUGGAUUGAAGACCUAAACACGAGAGCUAAAAUUAUUAGACUCUUAGAAGAAAACGUAAUGGAAAAGCUUUAUUUGGUUUGAAGUUGGGGAUGAAAUGAGCUUCAGGAAUGAGGUUUAGGUCAAGGUUGAGACUGUGAUCUGAGGUGGAGGUUAGAGUUGGAGAUGUGGUUGCGGGGAGCUGGGUGGUGUAACAGCUCGGGCUAAGGUGAAGCAUCAGAGUAUAGGGAGAGAUCCGGAAGCAGGAAAGGUUAGUAAUGAUGUGAGUGAGACAUAGGAAGGUUCCGGAUAUGGAGGGAGGCUUAGGACUGGGGUGGGUGUGAAGGUGUAGUGAGUCCCAGGGAGAGGUGUUAGAGAUAGAGUGAGUGGCUGGGAUGGGUUAGUGGCUACAACAGUAGUCACUGCUAUUUGGUCCAGUCAGUGGCUGGAACAAAAAGUCAUCACCGGUAGGGUCACCAUCUUCUCUGGAGCAUUUUCUGAAAUGUGGCCAGGAAGGAGGCGCUUCUUCCUGCCCAGCUUGAGAUGCCAAAUUCAUUGGUGAGGAAGGAGUUAGGGGCUCCAGCCGUAAGAGAUGGAUCUGAUUAGGGGAGAAGAUAGAAGAAUGUGCAAAGAAUCCAGGGAGGAAGGCUGGGAACAGGGCCUGGGAACCUCCCUUUCCUCUUCUUCCCUCCCCUAAGCCCCUUCCUACCUCUUCCACUGUAACCCCCAAAGUUCAUCUUCCUCCACCUCAAAGCCAACUCCAUCAUCGGCUUUGGUAAGUUAAUAAGAAUCUAUAUUGGGUCUGGGGAAAUACAAAUGACUAAUACACAUUGGAAAAAAUGCUUGGCCUCAUUAGUAACUUGGGAUGUGGGAAUCAAACAGCAAUAAGAUGACUUGGAAAUGUUUUAACAGGAGAGGAAUGGAGUCAGAUCGUCUCCAAACAAGUGCACCAUUGUUCUGUUAGAUUUGUUCUUGCGGUGCGGAAUUCUCUGGGUAUGGCUCAAGAUGUAAAUGAUUUGGAUUUUGGAUCUGUAAAAAAUGGGAGGAUGUGGGUACUGAAAUAGCAUGGUGUAUUGAAAUAUCAAAGACUGGUAUUUUGAUCACCAGAUAGGGGAAGGGUUAGAUACCCAGUGAAAGUCAAGGAGAGAGGUCACCUCAGGGAGCAGCUAAAUAUUCAGGAUGGUGCUGAGAUCAGGGAUGGGGUGCGUUUUAGGGGGGCAAUGGGACAUCGGCGACAGCAGAGAGUUUGGGACGGUUACAGGUGUAGCUGUGAACAAAACUAACGUUAUUUCUGUGUCCCAGACUUCUCCCACCUUUAAGUUUUAAUGUUGUGACCUUGAACCAACCUUACUGUGAUUAGCAAGCACGUCUGUGUUCAUUAAUGAUUAAUUUUAAUAAUUAAAACGAUUAAUUAUUAAUAAUUAAUGCUGCCUUAAUUAUUUUUGUUAGUAAGAGUGGGAAUCAUGUGAUACUGGAGUCAAAUAUAAACACUGAAACGAUGAUAAUGUCUAUGAUAAACCAUCAUCUAUCACAAGACCACCAGGAGGUAUGUCUCCUAGUGUGUACUGCAUUUUUUGUCCCUUUGUCUUGUCCAUCAUUAGUCCUUAAGUUACACUAUCAGAAAGUACUGUAACAGGGGCUGUUAGUGGAGAGUAAU